GAGGCGUAGAGCUACCUAGCUCCUCUGGUAACUGAAGCAAGCAGCUGCAGCUCGGAGGAGAGAGACUACCAGAUACUGUCUGAAUUCUGAAGGACUCCGAAAUCUCAAGGAAGAAGGCAUUGAUUCUUGAAGUCGAGGCUAGCUACCAGUGAGAGGCAAGGCAAUGGCGUCCUCAUUGCUCCAUUGCUCUGACAAGCUUCCGUUCAUGAACGUGGAGACCAUCCUCCACAUGAAGGAAGGCCUCGGCGAGACCAGCUACGCGCAGAACUCUUCGCUUCAGAAGAGGGGCAUGGACACACUGAAGAGCCUCAUCACCCACUCCGCGACGGAUGUGUACAUCUCGCAGAUGCCGGAGAGGUUCACCGUGGCCGACCUCGGCUGCUCCUCGGGCCCGAACGCCCUGUGCCUGGUGGAGGACAUCGUCGGGAGCAUCGGCAGGGUGUGCUGCCGGUCGUCGCAGCCGCCGCCCGAGUUCUCGGUGCUCCUCAACGACCUCCCCACGAACGACUUCAACACCAUCUUCUUCAGCCUGCCGGAGUUUACCGACCGGCUGAAGGCCGCCGCCAAGACCGACGAGUGGGGCCGGCCGAUGGUGUUCCUCUCCGGCGUUCCGGGGUCCUUCUACGGGAGGCUGUUCCCCAGGAAGAGCGUGCACUUCAUCUGCUCCUGCUCCAGUCUGCACUGGCUCUCCCAGGUCCCUUCCGGACUUUUUGAUGAGAUGAACAGGCCGAUAAACAAGGGGAAGAUGUACAUAUCGAGCACGAGCCCUCUUGCCGUGACACUGGCCUACCUGAGGCAGUUCCAGAGGGACUUCAGCCUGUUCCUCAAGUCACGCGCCACCGAGGUCGUCCCCGGCGGCCGGAUGGUUCUCGCCAUGCUCGGCAGGCAGACCGAGGGCUACAACGACAGGCGGACGACCUUCCUCUGGGAGCUCCUCUCCGAGUCGUUUGCCGCGCUGGUGGCACAGGGGCUGGUUGAGCAGGAGAAGGUGGACGCCUACAACGUGCCGUUCUACGCGCCGUCGAUACAGGAGGUCGAGGAGGAGGUGCGCCGUGAGGGGUCGUUCCGGCUGGACUACGUGCAGACGUACGAGAUCAACCUGAGCAGCAGCGGCGACGCCAAGGAGGACGGCCGGACGGUGUCGAUGGCGAUCAGGGCCAUCCAGGAGUCCAUGCUCAGCCACCACUUCGGGGCGGACAUCGUGGACGAGCUGUUCCACAGGUACACGGAGCUGGUCACCGAGUCCAUGGAGAGGGAGGAGGUCAAGAGCGUCCAGAUCGGGGUGGUCCUCACAAGGUUGUGACUUGUGACUACUGGUGACUCCUGUUCCGCUGUGGUGUUGGUGUUCAGUAUUGAGUAGCACGCAGUACGUAACAGAUUCAAGUGUAUCUAACUGAUAGGAUUGGGACGGUGCAAGUCAGUUAACAAAUAACUAGUGUAUUUAAAAGUCAAGGGUAAGUAUAAUUUCCUACUUGUCCUCAUCUACUCUUGAGAACAACAUAGAUAAGUAACUAAAACUGUUGUACACUUAUUCUCGAGUGAAUCUGAUGAGCAAAUCUCCAAAAGGU
Messenger RNA from Phragmites australis (common reed), 1568 nucleotides. Its product is annotated as probable methyltransferase TCM_000336. Gene Ontology annotation, biological process: methylation. Bases 164 to 1303 code for a protein of 379 amino acids. The record is from RefSeq and is a predicted model, not a curated record. The transcript has 4 exons. NCBI's taxonomy places the organism in Eukaryota, Viridiplantae, Streptophyta, Magnoliopsida, Poales, Poaceae. Gene Ontology annotation, molecular function: S-adenosylmethionine-dependent methyltransferase activity.